This is a messenger RNA of Adineta ricciae, 678 nucleotides long. NCBI's taxonomy places the organism in Eukaryota, Metazoa, Rotifera, Eurotatoria, Adinetida, Adinetidae. The record is from the annotation of a GenBank genome assembly.
AUGUCAUCGAUUACCAUCGAACCACGCACACCAGCUGUCUUUGUUAAACCUAUCUUGUACGGAAAUACAGCGAAACAUUUCGGUACGAAAAGGGAUUCUGAUGGGCAUACACAUAAAUGGACGUUGUAUGUUCGAUCAUUCUAUCAAGAAGAUCUUUCUACGUACAUAAGUCGUGUACAAUUUCGUCUGCACGAAACAUAUACGAAUAAUAUUCGUGUUGUCACCCAUGCACCAUUUGAAAUCGAAGAAAGUGGUUGGGGCGAAUUCGAAACACAAAUAACUCUCUAUUUUGUGGAUCCGAAUGAAAAACCGGUAAUCUUCUAUCAUCAUUUGAAGUUAUUCUCAGCUGAGCCAGAUGUUGUGACUGGGAAAGAAGCGUUAGUGAAUGAAUUCUACGAUGAAUUGGUCUUCCAUGAACCAUCUGAACAGUUAGCUCGUUUACUUAUAUGUUCGAAGGCUAAUCCAUCACCUGCAGACGAAAAAGAAUAUGCACUGCAGAAAUCCGAAACUUUAGCAAAGAUAAAAAGUGCUCGACAACGUGUAAGAAAUGAGAUUCAGGAACUAACGGAACGGUUUCGUAUUACUCAAGAGAAUAUCAAACGAAUUCGUCAACGAUCUGUUGAUCAGAUCUGUGCUCCAGGCACAUUUAUGGGAUUACCGAAUGAAGCAAUAGAGUAA